Messenger RNA from Podospora anserina S mat+, 5427 nucleotides. RefSeq lists its product as uncharacterized. Gene Ontology annotation, cellular component: cell periphery; cell septum; myosin complex. Gene Ontology annotation, molecular function: chitin synthase activity; ATP binding; cytoskeletal motor activity. The transcript is spliced from 3 exons. Bases 1 to 5427 code for a protein of 1808 amino acids. The record is from RefSeq and is a predicted model, not a curated record. NCBI's taxonomy places the organism in Eukaryota, Fungi, Ascomycota, Sordariomycetes, Sordariales, Podosporaceae.
AUGGCCAACCGCAUGUCGAUGUACUCGAUGGCUUCAGAACCGGGAUUGGGGCCUCGAGGUGCCGGACAGCAGCCAUCCCAGGUUUCCACCACCACCCUGCUCAAUGCCGUCCACAACAUUUACCUCUCGGGACAAUCGUACCGGCUCGAUGCCGGGACUAGCCUCGUCGUCAACACAUGGCUAACCGCCUCAUUAGCAGGCCCGGAUGGGCGCGCCGGAGGGACUGUUGAUGCUGCCCUGGCAGCCAGAGCGUGGGAACAUGCUCGCCGUCGCGCUGAAGAUGCUGUUCAUGGUUUGCUAACCUCGACCAGGUCUCUUCACACCUCUACACCCUCGCUACUACGACCAUUCCUAUCCUCUCUCCCCGUCUCGAUCCCUCCCGUUCUUCUCACCGCUCUCAGUGCCCUCGAGCCAUUUUUGCGCUGCGUGACACCACACAACCCAUCGACCCCGAGACAAACGGCUCUUGGUGUAACCCUGACGCUGAACCUGACGGGUAACCUCACCGCGGCAUCCAUCGCCCUUGCCCAGGGAGGCAUUGACACAGAGAAGGGUCUCCUUCGCAUUCCUCAGGAGGCCGGCCACCGUGCAUUUGACGUGUUUUACUACCUUCUCACCUCUGCCUCCACGCCAGCCGAGAGGGAAUUCCUUGGCCUCAAGGCGGCUUCUCACUACAGCCUCCUUGCUCGCUCCGGCACACAUGACCCCCCAUCAUACCUCCCCACUGCCGAUGACGGCGCUGCCGCUGAUGACUUCCGGUCUGCGCUCAAGGAAAUCGGCAUCAAGGGAUCCUCGCACCGCAAGUUCAUCUCGACUCUCGCUGGUCUGUUGAAGUUGGGCAACACAAUCGACUACAACGUGGAUGAAGAUGUUUUGGACGACAUCUGUGAGGAUGUCGGCGGUCUUCUCGGUCUGGAGCCUGAAAUCCUGGCCAAGCAGUGCACCACCGACGACCGCUCCAUCUUCAUCGGUGGACUCUACGAGGCAUUGGUCGACUGGGUCAUCAAGAAGGCCAACGAGACAAUUGCCGCGCAAAUGGGUGCCGAGGCUGGAAGCAGGACGCCCUCUGCCAACGACGACAGUGGCGACACUGUUUGCUUGACGGUGCUCGAGGUUCCUGACCCAAAUCUGGGCAAGGCCGUUGCCAUGCGUGGCAUCUUUGAUGAUACCACCGGCAUCAACGCCGAAAUGAAGCAGGAUGGCAUCGAGGUCGCACCGGCUGGAAGCUCAGUUCUCCGCGAGAUGCAGAACGCCGUGGCUGAAUGCGGGCCCGAGCUUGGAAUCAUGGUUGGCACGCAAGGGAGGGAAAGGCAGCAUGCGCUCGAGAAGAGGGAGGAGGUGCUCGAGAAGAUCGGCCACUCGGCUGAGGACGAUGGCUUCAUCAAGCAGCUUCUCUUCCCUGUGCCCGCCGAGGGCAUCAACCUCGGCCGUAUUGGUCGUUUGGAUAUCUCUGCCAUUCUCGGCGCGAGCAGAGCGUGGUAUCACCUUUCUAUUCACCCCACAGAUGAAUCUCCAGCCAGCUUGGCUGCUCUCCCGUCUGUAAACUCUGCUUGGUCUGCCGGCACGGUAUCUCGCCAGCUCCGGGCGUGGAGGUUACCAGAGUGGGCAAACCGCCGCAACAAGCACCUCGACUUCACGGCCGAUUUCGACCUUGACGAGUUUGUGCAGCGGUUCCGCGCUCUUGGAUGCACCGAGGGCCGUGAUGGCAUUGAAAGUUGGAUUCUGGAGCGCGGAUGGAGCAACGGCGAGGUGGUGGUUGGUUCUGAGCGCGUCUGGAUGAGGGAAAAUGCCUGGUGGGAGGCGGAAACGAUGCUGGAUAUCAAGCCCAUGGAGGAGAGAUUGGGAAGCAUGCCUAACAUGAUGCCUCCAACAGUCGGGUCUGGGUAUUCUGCCACCGGCAGCGGGUUUUUCCCACCACAGCAGCCGUUUGCCAACUCGUCCUUCAAUGGCAGCCACGAUCAGCUUGUGGGUGUCCACCAGAGGAACAUGAGCCAGCCCAGUGUUGGUGGCGUUCAAGCCAUGAGAGCCCCAUCCAUUGCCCCCACCGCCAUGACGGGCAUGCAAAAUGCCACCCCUGGUGACUAUGGUCUCGGUACCAAGGGCGAUACCUACAAGGGUCAGGUCUUUUACAAUGGCGUGGACCAGUUCGCUGGUGAUCUCGACCCUGAUCUCGCCGCUGGAAAGCACAUCGAGGAACGACCGAUCGAGACAUCCAGAAAGAUCUGGGUGUUUGUCGUUUGGGCCUUGACGUGGUGGAUCCCAUCACCUCUCCUCAAAUGGGUUGGUCGUAUGAAGCGACCUGACGUACGGAUGGCCUGGCGUGAAAAGCUUGUUCUCUGCUUCAUCAUCUUCUUCAUCAAUGCCAUCAUCGUUUUCUGGAUCAUCUUCUUCGGCAAGCUACUCUGCCCCAACUUCGACAAGGCCUGGACGCGGAACGAGGUUCUUAAUCACAACGGAGAAGAUGACUUUUGGGUCAGUCACCGUGGCAAGGUAUACGACAUUACAAAGUUCUGGAAGCUCAACCACGGCACCUCGAGACAACCCACGAACAGGGAGUUCAUGCAGCCUAUGGGAGGCGCCGACAUGGAUCCCUACAUCGAGAUUCCGCUGCUGCUUGCCUGCCCCAGACUCGGCAUCGAGGAUGACAGAGUUGCUCUUCGGACCAACGACUCCCUGAUUGAGAACGCCAACGCCAUCCACAAGUCUGGCUUUGGUGGCACUGGUAGAAUGGCGGAUGCUGACUGGUAUACCAAGAGGUUCUUGCCUCGCAUGAAGGAAUUCUACCACGGAGAGCUGGUCUGGGAUUCCAACAAGAUCAAGGCGGCAGGCCGCGAGGAGAACAAAUACUGGUUCAUUUAUGAGGGCAAGGUGUAUGACCUGAGCGAUUAUUUUGACACCCAGCAGUACAACGAGAACAUCCCCAGAUACACCUUCCUCAACACCCAGCUCACCAACCUGGUCAAGAACAACCCUGGCGAGGACCUCACUGAGCAAAUCACCAACAUCUGGGCCAAGGCCAACACGACAGAGGGCAACAACAUCGGCAACACGCUGAACUGCCUGAACAACCGGUUUUACGUUGGUACCCCCGAUUUCCGCUACAGCGCCAGGUGCCAGGUCAACAACUGGAUUCUGCUCGGCUUCUCUUGCAUGAUCUGCGCUGUCAUUUUGAUCAAGUUCGUGUCUGCCUUGCAGUUCGGCUCCAAGAGACGCCCGUCCCCGCAGGACAAGUUCGUGAUCUGCCAGGUGCCCGCCUACACUGAAGGCGAGGAUUCUCUCAGGAAAGCUCUCGACUCUCUCACGGCUCUUCAGUACGACAACAAGAGGAAGUUGAUCUGCGUCAUUUGCGACGGUGUCAUUGUCGGUGAAGGCAACGACCGGCCCACCCCCAAGAUCGUCUUGGAUAUUCUCGGUGUCGACCCCAAGACAGAUCCUCCCGCCCUGCCUUUCAAGUCCGUCGGUGCGGGCAGCGAACAGCUCAACUAUGGCAAGGUCUACUCUGGUCUCUACGAGUACGAAGGCAACGUGGUCCCCUAUCUUGUGGUUGUCAAGGUUGGCAAGCCCUCUGAGCAGGACAAGACCAAGCCCGGUAAUCGUGGCAAGCGUGACUCGCAGAUUCUGCUGAUGAGCUUCCUCAACCGUGUUCACCACCGCGCCCCUAUGAGCCCGCUCGAGUUGGAGAUGUUCCACCAGAUCAACAAUGUUAUCGGUGUGGACCCUGAGUUGUACGAGUAUCUCUUCAUGGUUGAUGCCGAUACCUGCGUCCGGGAAGACUCUCUGAACCGUCUUGUUGCCGCUUGUGCCAAUGACGCCAAGAUUGCUGGUAUCUGCGGUGAGACGAGCUUGCAGAAUGAGGAGCGUUCGUGGUGGACUAUGAUUCAGGUUUAUGAGUACUACAUCUCUCAUCAUCUCGCCAAGGCUUUCGAGUCUCUCUUCGGCAGCGUUACCUGUCUGCCGGGCUGCUUCACCAUGUACCGUCUUCGCACCGCUGACCGUGGCAAGCCCUUGAUCAUUUCCGACGAGGUCAUCCGCGACUACAGCGACUGCCACGUCGACACCCUGCACAAGAAGAAUCUGCUCUCUCUCGGUGAGGAUCGUUACCUCACCACACUCAUGACCAGAUAUUUCCCCUACAUGUCCUACAAGUUCAUCCCCGACGCCUACUGCCAAACCGCCGCCCCCGACAAGUGGUCCGUUCUCCUGUCUCAGCGUCGUCGUUGGAUCAACUCGACCAUCCACAACCUGGUCGAGCUGAUGUUCCUCCCCGAGAUGUGCGGCUUCUGUUUCUUCUCCAUGCGCUUCGUCGUCUUCAUCGAUCUCACCGGUACCAUCAUCCUCCCCGCCACCUGCGUCUACCUCGGCUGGCUUUUGUACACGGUCAUCUCCGGCACCGGCCAGUUCCCCUUGAUCUCCAUCAUCAUGUUGGCAGCCGUGUACGGCCUCCAAGCCCUGAUUUUCAUCCUCAAGCGUCAAUGGCAGCACGUAGGCUGGAUGAUCAUUUACAUCCUCGCCUUCCCAAUCUACUCCUUCAUCCUCCCAAUCUACUCCUUCUGGAACCAAGACAACUUCACCUGGGGCAACACCCGCAUCGUCAUUGGGGAAUCGGGCAAAAAGCAAGUCGUCGCCGUCGACGACGAGGGCUUUGACCCUCGCUCCAUCCCCCUCCAACGGUGGGACGACUACGCGACCAUGAACGGCCUCCCAGGCCGCCGCGGCUACAACGGGGAGAAGGUCAUGGACGAGAACAUGAACGUCUUCAACGAGCAAUACGAAAUGGACGACAUGAAGUCAGUCUACUCCUCCAUCCGCCAGCCCUCCGUCCUGACUGGUCUCCCCGGUCGCGGUGCGGGCGCUUACAUGCCCCCCACCCCGAGCACGCCUUUCACUCCCGGCGGCCCAAUGACCCGCACCAGCACCUUUGCCGGCGCAACCCCUUACUCUGACAACCCCCUCGCCCACCGGCAGUCAAUGCUAUCAAUGGGCACCGCGGCAGAAAUGCAACGCAGACACUCCAACUCCCCCUAUCAAGACUACCCCGGCUCUCGCCCCAGCGUGACCAACCUCCGCACUAUGACAGGAACCCCGCCAAUAGGCGGCGGUGGUAACCUCGCCGUCCCGGGGGGUCUCGCGGGCAAUAGGAUGUCCACCGGGACUAUGCUCUCUGGCGGGCCAAGCAGACUGGGCAUGCACUCGGACCUCGGGCACGCCUCCACCGGGUCCUUUGACUUCCAGCGUGGCUUGGGUCAGGGCCCAGACGAGCACGCGAUUGUGGAGGCUAUCCGGAGUGUGAUGAGGGAGGUGGACUUGGACAAUGUGACCAAGAAGCAGGUCAGGGCGUUGGUCGAGCAGAGGCUGCAGUGCGAGAUUACAGGGGUGAAGAGGACGUUUAUGGAUAAGGAGAUUGAUAAUGAGCUGGCUGCUAUGUAA